AUGGACAAGUUUGCAGCUUUCGGAAAGAACCUUGGCAACAUCGGUUCAUCCUUCACGCCCUUCGCAGCUCGCACCCAGCAAUAUGUCAAGGAGCAGUUCGGCCAGAUCGAAGACAAGACUGAGCUGCCCCCAGACUAUAUCGAGCUGGAGAAGCGCGUCGAUGCCCUGAAGCUUGUCCACCAGAAGCUGCUGUCCGUCACGUCCCAGUACACCAACGAAGCAUACGACUACCCUCCCAACAUCCGCGAGUCUUUCACCGACCUUUCCAAGAACGUCACCGAGAAGGUUCAGCUCCUGUCGCGCGCCACCAGCACCGCCGAGGCUCAGGCUGCCUUCACUGCUACUCCCCAAGCAAAGCCCCAGCCCAAGACCUUCAACCACGCCAUCGCCCGUGCCUCGUUGGCCGGCAGCCAGCUGUUGCACCAGAGUGACGUUCGUGGUGCUGGUGCCGAUGACUCGCUUGCUCAGGCUCUGGAGAAGUACGCUGUUGCCGAGGAGAGAGUUGGCGAGGCCCGUCUGACUCAAGACGAGCGCAUCCAGCAGCGUUUCCUCGCCGGCUGGAGUGCUACCCUCAACACCAACCUUCAAUUCGCCCAACGCGCCCGCAAGAACGUCGAGAACGCCCGUCUCAACCUCGAUGCCACCAAGGCCCGUGUCAAGGGCAUCAACAACCCCUUCAACAAUAAGACCCAGUCUCAUGGCGAGGAGAACUACACAGAAGCUCAGCGCGCCGAGAUCGAGAAGGCAGAGGACGAGUUCGUCAACCAGACCGAGGAGGCCGUGGGCGUCAUGAAAAAUGUCCUCGACACACCCGAGCCUCUCAAGAACCUGGCCGAGUUGAUUGCCGCCCAGCUAGAGUUCCACAAGAGGGCCUACGAGAUUCUGUCAGAGCUGGCCCCUGAGGUCGACCAGCUGCAGCUCGAUCAGGAGGUAUCAUCAAACCGCUCCGUUCCUCCCUCCAUCCAAGUCACCCAAUUCUGA
Messenger RNA from Aureobasidium vineae, 981 nucleotides. The record is from the annotation of a GenBank genome assembly. Lineage: Eukaryota; Fungi; Ascomycota; Dothideomycetes; Dothideales; Saccotheciaceae.